AUGGACUCUAGGCCGGAUGAAGAUACUGAAUGUUAUAAGUUAUUGUGCGGCGUUUGCUUAGAAAAUGCUCAUGAUGUUUGUUGUCCAGAGUGGAAGGUUUACAGAGGCUCUGGAGAAGCUACUUUAUGCACUGGAACUGAGAAGUGCUGUUAUAACCCUGAAAAGGACAAUUGUAAUCAGAAUAAACGGUCUGCUCCAGAGAUUCUGGAUAUAAAAAGAGACACGUCAAAUGCAGAUCAGUGUCCUAAAUGUGUUGGUUUUGGUGACCCUCAUAUACAUACCUUCGAUGGAACAAAAUUCGAUUUUAAUGGGGAUUUAUCCGAGUCGUAUACAAUAUCUAAGAGUGAAGAUGGUGCAGAAUAUUAUUUCAAGAUUGACAUCAUACCUGGGAUAGGACCCCAUCCAAAGGCACCACAUGUGAUCAUUAGUGUAACCAUCUUGUCUGGAGAUAAAACCUAUGUAUUGUCAAGAAAGGGUGAUGGGGUUGACACAAUUAUUAAGGACGAAAAUGGUGAUGACAUAAUGCAAGGGGAAUUAUUUCAAGUAGUACAUAAUGACAUCCUUGCAAUUACAGAAAAUGACGAUGUGAUUGAAAUUCGAAUGGAAAACGCAGUAGUUGUAACGUAUACUGGACCGAAGUUGACUAUACGCAUACCAAGUAGUCUUAAUUAUGUAGUUGAAGGUAUGUGUGGAAACAUGGAUGGUGAUCCGACCAAUGACUUCAAUAAUGCUAAUGGAAUUACGUACAAUGUCAGCAGUAAAACUGGGGCAAAGGAUUUUGUUGACAUGUGGAAGAAUUGA
This is a messenger RNA of Saccoglossus kowalevskii, 801 nucleotides long. RefSeq names its product IgGFc-binding protein-like. The record is from RefSeq and is a predicted model, not a curated record. NCBI's taxonomy places the organism in Eukaryota, Metazoa, Hemichordata, Enteropneusta, Harrimaniidae.